CCCACUUAACCACAAAGCAAUUUUUCGGAAAAAGAAUAUUUUUAAGCCUUUUUUCAAUUUUAAACAAGUCUCAGGUUUAAACAUAGGCUUUUUCCAUACGAGAGAGAUGCUUUUUGCAAAUAAACAAAAAUCUAAAAUGCACCGCCGUCCUGGUUCUUUGGAGAAAAAUUCAGCAAAAAGGAAGAAAUCCUGUCUAGAAGGAAUGAUUGUAGAUGAAUAUACUACGCAACAACAAAGUCAGUCAAAUGAAGAUCAUUAA
This is a messenger RNA of Meloidogyne enterolobii, 259 nucleotides long. The record is from the annotation of a GenBank genome assembly. NCBI's taxonomy places the organism in Eukaryota, Metazoa, Nematoda, Chromadorea, Rhabditida, Meloidogynidae.